Molecule: messenger RNA, 1594 nt
Organism: Punctularia strigosozonata HHB-11173 SS5
Lineage: Eukaryota; Fungi; Basidiomycota; Agaricomycetes; Corticiales; Punctulariaceae
Product: aldehyde dehydrogenase
Exons: 13
Coding region: 27-1535 (502 amino acids)
Molecular function (GO): aldehyde dehydrogenase (NAD+) activity
Source: RefSeq, a predicted model, not a curated record
GCGUGCGCUCACGCUAUGGCCCUCAUAUGACAGGAGCUUCGUCGGGACACAGCGAACGAAUCCCAGUCCUCAACCCAGCGACCGGCGAUGAACUUUGCGUUGUUGAUUCCGCAUCUCCCUCCGAUGUCGUGAAAGCGGUAGUAAAUGCCGAAGACGUGUAUAAGGCAGGCCAAUGGAGUAGAUCACCAGCAGUCUAUCGCUCCCGUAUCUUGUCAAACAUUGCCAGAGCGCUUGAAUCGCGCGUUCCAGACCUUGCUAGAAUCGAAACCCUGCAAACGGGCAGGACCAUCCGCGAGAUGAACGCACAACUACGGAGAUUGCCUGAAUGGCUAGACUACUACGCUGCCCUGCUACGUACACAUGAAGCGACCGUCGCCCCUACACAAGGGAAAUUGUUGAAUUACGUUCAGCGCAUCCCUCUUGGUGUCGUAGCCCAAAUUACCCCAUUCAAUCACCCACUCUUGAUAGCGCUCAAGAAGAUCGCACCCGCCGUAGCCGCUGGCAACAGUGUGAUAGUAAAACCUUCGGAACUUGCGCCAAUCACCUUGCUCGAGUUUGCUGCGCUUGCUGAAGAAGCUGGUCUCCCGGCCGGUGUCUUGUCAGUUCUUCCAGGCCGCGGCGCAACAGUCGGAAAUGAAUUAGUAUCUCAUCCGUCCAUCCGCAAAGUUGACAUAACAGCUGGCACGAGUACAGGUCGUGCGUUAGGUGGCAUUGUAGGCCGUAACUUGGCUUCAUAUACUGCGGAAUUGGGAGGCAAGGCACCAAUCGUGGUCUUCGACGACGCCCAUAUUGACAACGCUGUUAACGGGGCAGCGUUCGCGUCCUUCAUCGCCUCGGGUCAGACAUGCGUCUCCGGAACUCGAAUCAUUGUGCAAGCGGGUAUCUACAAUGAAUUCCUGGAUCGUUUCUUGGAGAAAACCGAGAGCGUUCGGAGAAGAAUGGGCGAUCCUCUCAACCCAGCGUCAUCUAUGGGAACGGUGAUUUCGGUCCAUCAUCUGUCUCGAAUUGAAGCCAUGGUCCGACGCUUUAAAGCAACCGGGAAUGGGCAGAUUCUCACUGGAGGAGAGCGCCUCGGUGGCAAUUCGGUCUUGGAUGGCUUUCAAUUUGAACAAGGCGCGUUUUUCCCGCCGACGGUCAUAUCCGAUGUCGAAGUAGAAGACGAACUAUGGCGGGAAGAAGUAUUCGGCCCCGUCGUUGUCGUCAAGCGGUUCGGGAGCGAGGAUGAAGGAAUUGCCUUGGCCAACAAUUCGAAAUAUGGUCUCGGUGCUGGUAUCUGGACAUCGGAUUUGUCCCGCGCACACCGCGUUGCUGCAGACAUCGAGGCUGGAGUCGUCUGGGUGAACACCCAUCAUCGCAAUGAUCCUAGCUCUCCAUGGGGCGGCAUGAAGGAAAGCGGCAUCGGUCGUGAAAACGGUGUAGAAGCGUUUCAUGCUUACUCUCAAAGCAAGUCGACGAUCAUCAAUAUCGCUUCAACGGAGGAGAGUGCUCGGACAGAUGAUUGGUUCUCAGAAGCAGGCGCCGCCAGAUACGGGUGAAAUACAAGCUGCCAUCAUUGUACAUCAUGUCAUGUAGCGUUGAAUCGAUUCCGACUCCC